Messenger RNA from Archocentrus centrarchus (flier cichlid), 3648 nucleotides. It is a transcript of the gene slc6a15, whose product is annotated as solute carrier family 6 member 15. Bases 379 to 2601 code for a protein of 740 amino acids. Lineage: Eukaryota; Metazoa; Chordata; Actinopteri; Cichliformes; Cichlidae. Gene Ontology annotation, biological process: sodium ion transmembrane transport; L-leucine transport. Gene Ontology annotation, molecular function: proline:sodium symporter activity. Gene Ontology annotation, cellular component: plasma membrane. The transcript is spliced from 12 exons. The record is from RefSeq and is a predicted model, not a curated record.
ACCACCACCCUUCUCUCUAGGAGGACCACUCAUCUAUCUAGACAAGCGAAACGCAGGAGUCUGAGGCAGCACACUACACGCCGGUCGAAAAGAGAACCGAGUGAUAAUGUCUUCCCCGUGCAUGUGCUCUCACAAUUUCAUUCCUUGAGACGCAUCGUUUCAGAUAAUUGUUAUUCCGCAAAGAUAUAUGGUGAUAAUGAAGAAAUAAACCUCUACAAACUGUCUCAAACCCCACUGGCCCUUGAACCCAAACACCUUCAAAUUUGUGCCAUUGCACAAAGUUCUUAAAAAAGUGACUUUUCACACACACCGGCUCUGCCCUACCAGCCUGCCAGCCAAAAAGACAUUCCACCCUUUCGCCCUUGUUUGCUUUAUCAAAUGCCCAAAAACAGCAAGGCCGUCAAGAGAGAGCUUGACGACGAUGUCACAGAGUCUGUCAGAGACCUGCUUUCCAAUGAGGACGCCUGUGAUGAUUCCUUCAAGAAGAGCUCGCUGAUUGUCAACAACCAUGAAGGGGAAGGGAAAGAGUGUGAUGUGGAGGAAGGGGGCUCAGAUGGUGAGGAGGAGGAACGACCAGCCUGGAACAGCAAGCUCCAGUACAUCCUUGCCCAGGUUGGCUUCUCUGUAGGCCUGGGCAACGUCUGGAGAUUCCCCUACCUGUGUCAGAAGAAUGGAGGGGGAGCAUAUCUGGUGCCCUAUCUCAUCCUGCUUGUAUUGAUUGGCAUUCCGCUGUUCUUCCUGGAGCUUGCGGUGGGACAGCGAAUCCGCAGGGGCAGUAUCGGUGUGUGGAACUACAUCAGCCCUCGGCUCGGGGGCAUUGGCUUUGCCAGCUGUGUGGUGUGCUUCUUUGUGGCUCUCUACUACAAUGUCAUCAUCAGCUGGAGUCUUUUCUACUUCUCCCAGUCCUUCCAGCAGCCUCUGCCAUGGCACGAGUGUCCCCUCGUGAAGAACAAGACCAGCACAUAUGUGGUGCCAGAGUGUGAGAAAAGCUCAGCAACCACCUACUACUGGUACCGUGAGGCCUUGGACAUCUCUGACAGUAUCUCUGAGAGUGGAGGACUUAAUUGGAAGAUGACUGUAUGCCUGCUGGCUGCCUGGACCAUGGUUUGUCUCGCUAUGAUCAAGGGAAUCCAGUCUUCUGGGAAGGUGAUGUACUUCAGCUCCCUCUUCCCAUAUGUUGUGCUGAUUUGCUUCCUGGUUCGGUCGCUGCUCCUGAAGGGCUCCUUGGAUGGGAUUCGCCACAUGUUCACACCGAAGCUGGAGAUCAUGUUGGAGGCCAAGGUCUGGCGUGAGGCAGCCACGCAGGUCUUUUUUGCGCUGGGUCUCGGGUUUGGCGGCGUCAUCGCCUUCUCCAGCUACAACAAGCGUGAUAACAACUGCCACUUCGAUGCCGUCUUGGUGUCUUUUAUCAAUUUCUUCACCUCCGUGCUGGCCACCCUGGUGGUGUUUGCCGUGCUGGGCUUCAAAGCCAAUAUCAUGAACAGCAAAUGUGUUGCAAUGAACACCAACAAGAUUGCGGCAUUGUUGGGGAGUCACGUCCUUGAACGAAGCCUUUUACCUCCCAACAUUAACCUUACUCAGGUUAGUCAGGUCAGUGCUGAAGACUACCAUAAGAUGAUCGAGAUGAUCAAAGGGGGGGUACAGGAGGAUGAAUUCCAGCAACUGGGACUGGAACCCUGCAGCAUCGAGGACGAGCUAAAUAAGGCAGUACAAGGCACAGGUUUGGCCUUCAUUGCCUUUACAGAGGCCAUGACCCACUUCCCAGCCUCACCCUUCUGGUCUGUCAUGUUCUUCCUCAUGCUGGUUAACCUCGGCCUUGGCAGCAUGUUUGGCACCAUCGAGGGCAUCCUCACCCCGCUGAUAGACACUUUCAAAGUCCGCAAGGAGUUUCUUACAGUUGGAUGUUGCGUGCUGGCCUUCUCCAUCGGUCUCCUCUUUGUUCAGCGCUCAGGGAACUACUUUGUGACCAUGUUCGACGACUACUCGGCUACUUUGCCUCUGCUCAUAGUGGUCAUACUGGAGAACGUGGCGAUCGCUUGGCUCUAUGGGAUCGAUAAAUUCUUUGAAGACUUGAAGGACAUGCUGGGCUUUAUGCCGUACCGUUUCUACUAUUACAUGUGGAAGUACAUCACGCCCAUCCUGCUACUGGUCCUCCUGUGCUCCAGCUUUAUCCAGCUGAUAAUGACACCGCCCAGCUACAGUGCCUGGAUCCAGGAAGAGGCCCUAGAGAAGAACUUGCGCUUCCCUCUGUGGGGCAUUGUGGUCUGCAUCUCUCUGGUGGUCAUGGCCAUCAUGCCUGUGCCAGUGGUCUUUGGCCUGCGCUACUUCAACAUUAUCGAUGAGAACACAAGUGGGCUUUCCACUGUUUCUUACAAGAAGGGCCGCAUCAUCAAGGAGACCGCCCGGCCAGGGGAAGAUGACGACGCUAGCCUUAUUCACGGCAAGUCUCCCAGCGAGGCGCCCUCGCCGAUGCCUGGCAACAGCAUCUACCGCAAGCAGAGCGGCAGCGGUGGCACAGAUGUGAACACCGCACCCAAUGGCCGUUACGGUAUUGGUUACCUGAUGGCUGACAUGCCGGAUAUGCCUGAGUCAGACUUAUAAACUGACAGUAAUAGUAUGCUCUUCCCGGCCAUACCUGGCGGCCAUUUCUCUCCUUCACCCCUCUGCGUGCGUUUAGUCAGCUGUAUUGUCAGUAUAAAUUUCUCUUGUAUAUUCUUUGUAGAUAUUGUAGCUGCUCUCUUAUUUGUUGUCUCUGAACCUUAUCAGCCAGUUUCAGAGUUAUGGAUCAAGCCUGAUCCUGGACUAGAAGAAACGUGUUGAAGAUCUCUACUGAAAAAAGUCUAAGACCAGGCUUGUUCCAUGUCAAGGAAACUGAGCCAAUACUGUCUCUCUUGAAGGAAGGUCUAGGAAUAAACACCAUCGUUGUCUAAUCCUUCACUGAUUUACUCAUCUGCUUCCCAAACUCAUCUCCAUCUCCCUCCAGUCUUUGCUCCCUCCUCUUUGGAGAUCCAGCAGGAAAGAAUGAAUGUAAGAUGAUACGAUGGAUGACCCACCACACGCCUACUUGAACAACAAUCUCCAUUAAGGAGUCUGCAGUCGACAAGGUCAAAGAUCACUGCACCCGCAUCUGUGGGCAGUGUGAAUCUAUCCAGCUUUAAGUCCUGAUGUGUAUAUUGGUUGUGUUCAUGAUGAUGAUGAUGCCCCAACUGCCCACAAGUACUGAGCUUAGCAGUAAUGUAGGUGCCCAAUGAUGAUGUGAUGAUGCAAGAUCUGAAAAAAGUUCCAGUCAACGUAAGAGCAAAAGGAUGGCUUCUGAAAACUGCUCCCGUGAUUGUCUGAGAGAACAGUGUGCCUAAGUUAUUUAUAUUUGUUUAUAGAAUACAUUAUGGCUAUUAUAUAUUUAAAGUAUUCUGUAAAUAUAAUAUAAAUAUUAUAAAUAUAUUUAUCUUGUUAGUUUGGAUAUCAAAGCAGUGUUUUCAAGGUUCAGAAGUACUUCAAAUACUUAACUCGUCUCUUUAUUUUUUACUAAUGUACUGUCAAAGUUGCUGAGGACUGAGUCUUCUUUGUAAAUAUUUUUUUCCAUGAAAUGGCUUCAAUUGUAAUGUCUUUUUCCCCCGAUUAAACCAAACAUGAUCCAUACACUGAAAA